CUUUUUAAAAAAAUAAAAACAUUUUUUAUUUUCCCCCUCCUUACUCUUUCCUUUCUUCCCUUUCCCUUUAUCCUAUCCCCUCCACUGAUUCACACCAUGUCCGGACUCCUCGCAUACACAAAGUUGGCCUUGGCUGCCCCUCGUCUGUCUAUGGCUGUCCGUAUUAACUCCAUGGCUAUCCGUGGCUAUGCUUCCAAGAAGUUGUUUAUCGGCAACCUCCCCUGGGGUACGACUGAUGAUGAGAUCUCGGAAGUGUUAUCACAGUACGGCAGUUUCAAGGAUUUCCAUGUUCCUAAGGAUCAAGACGGACGCACCAAGGGUUUUGCUUUUGUAGAACUUGAAGAGGAUGCGGCCGACAAGGUGAUCCAAGAAGUCAACGGCCGUGAGUUUAAUGGCAGAGAGCUUCGAGUCAGCGUUGCCAACCCUCGUCCUGAUCGUUCUGAACGUCCUCCCCGUAAUGAUUUCCGUGGCGAGUUCCGCCCUCGUCGUGACUUCAACAGAAAUAACAGCAGAGACAGAAAUGGAGGUGAAAGACAGUUUCGUCCUCGUCGCGAGUCCAACAGGGACUACAGUAGGAACCAGGAUGGUGACGAUCGCUAUUUCCGUCGUCCUCAGAAUGACGGAGCUGAUCGUGAGUAAGGAAGUAAGAGACCAAGCAGAUGUUCUGAUUGAUAUCGCAAGACAGCAAAUGCCCAAUCAUUUAUACACAGGACAAUAGUGCCAGCAAACCAGCAAAGACAUAAAUACGCAUUUCAGACAGAAGGAUACCUACAGAAUAUGGUCCACAUCUUUUCUUUUUUCUACAUUCUAUUUCUUUUUUGUAGUUUACCAAUACACUUCGUUUUCUUUAUUUUUAUUUGUUAAAAUUUUUCGCAACUCUUUUUGAACUGGACAUUGUACAUUAUUUUUUUUUUUCGCAAUCCCCUCAGCUCUGGAUUGGAAGCAUGAAGAUAAUAAAGACACGGCAAAAGAAAUAAAAAGAGAUAACCCCAAUUCUAGAAAAUAAA
Lobosporangium transversale is the source of this 1007-nucleotide messenger RNA. RefSeq lists its product as hypothetical. Lineage: Eukaryota; Fungi; Mortierellomycota; Mortierellomycetes; Mortierellales; Mortierellaceae. Gene Ontology annotation, molecular function: mRNA binding. The record is from RefSeq and is a predicted model, not a curated record. Gene Ontology annotation, cellular component: cytosol. The transcript has a single exon. The coding region runs from base 97 to 639 and encodes 180 amino acids.